UGAAGUUGGUUCAAACGACCACAGUAACAGCCUGGGGGCGGUGUAAGCCAACUCCCCUGUCUGCUGCCCAUCCAUCCCGCAUCACAGGGCACACUGUCCGGAACACGUGUGUCUCAUUUAGGGAACUGCAGGAGGAAAUGAUGGAGAAGGAAAGUUUGUGACGCCUCUCCGUGGUGUUGGGACUGUCCGCAGGAGGAAAACUGUCGAACAUUUUAUUCUCCUGCUAUACUUCUCACCACACCGCUCCAACAGCCUACUAUACAUCUGAAAAGUCUGUAUGGAUCUUGGAUUAAAAGAGUCCCCAAGUCUGAAAUGUCUCAUGAUUGGAAAUGCAGCUCCACGCCUGUCUGCUGCUCGUUAUCAUUACAACAGAUAAAACAUUGGCCUUGCAGCACCACCUCUGCAGUGGAGAUGUCAACCUGGACCAAAAACCUGCUGGUCAAAUCAAUCUCACUUUACCUGGACUUUUUACUGACUCCACCAACAGACCCAACACUAUAACCCACCACUCUGAUGAAAGUACACCAGUUUCACUUUGCACUUGGACGUUAAGCAUCCCUUUCGGUCGGACGGUACUUUUGAAGUUAAUUAGGUUAGAAAGCAACUCAAGCAUAUCGAUUCGUUGUGUGUCAAAUGGGGAAGAUGUGGUUCUGGAGAGCAGCGGAGGGACGGUUCUGCUGUCCGGCUGUGACAGAAACAAAGCAACACUCUCUUGGACAGCAGCAAGUCAGUCCUCAAAUGAAAUUCAGCUGGCUUAUAAUGUCCAGGAAGAUGACCCACAUUCCUCCGAGGACCACACCAACCCACAGUCAGACCAAGACCUCUUACAUCGGUCUCAGACAGGAACCAGCUUUACAAGAGCUGCUUCCAUUGGUGUAGAGACAGUGAGUGGGAAAGAAGGGGGCAGAGGUCGACUCUACGAAGGUCUGGACUCAAGUUCGGGGGCUUAUUCCUCCUCUCAGGACCAGGGCCUGCUCCACCCCACCUCACCCCUGCAGGGACUCGCAGUGGCUGGGAGAGCUGAUAGGGAAGCUCUCCCUCUUCCUGAGGAAGAACCAAACAAUGGAGCGGAUACAUCUGGAGCGGCUCACCUCACUGAUGGUCCCACGUCUGCCAGAGAGAGGACACACCCCUAUUUUCAGCCAACGCUCAGUACAGUCUCACUUUUUCACACUUUAAUGACCGAAAACACAGAAAAAAACUCUGGAAUUGAGCUCCCGAAAACACAGACGGCCUUGACACAUGAAACAGAAAGUCACUUUAACACCUUGGAUGGCACAGAUAUACAAAGAUUUAGAGUCACUCAUUCUUCUUUGGUGAGCUCCAGCAUCCCAUUUGUCACCUCUUCUCCACCUGAGACAACCAGGGAGAGUGGUACCAUCUGGCUCCCACAUCAUGGAGCUGUUUCUGGGCCACCUGAUGAGAAACCACCCCCAUCCUGGAGGGGCCAUCGAAGCACAGACAUACUAAACUCUGAUCUGAACUCCUCUAUCACCUCUGACCCCUUAAACCCUCCCACUAAGCCUCCAGAGGAAGCCUCGACCAGCACAAACACUGAGACAGAACCUACUGCAUCAUCAUCAUCAUCUUCCUCACAGAGUCCUAGCAUGACACACUCAUCCUCCACCGCAAUCACAGACAUCAACACCACUCUCAGUCCCAUGACGGCUGCUUCAUUUCAACCAAGCAUGAGUACAAAUGUCUCCUUAGUGUCUGCUACUUCAGAUAUUAAAAGUCAGUCUGCUGCGUUUGAGUCCUCUGAAAAGCUUGGAAACACAGAGAUGCUUCACACUUUCACUUCCCCUUCCACACCAAGUCAAACAAAAUCCCCUAAAAGCACAGAGAGCAUCACACAAACUCCUUUCACAAACGCCCCGACCACACAAAAGGAGACACAAACAGCAACAGAAAGGACACAAAGCAACACGGAUGCCAUCUCCUCCCUUCCUGAUGUAACCAAAGCUGACGACAGGACUUUCACUUUCACAGACUCUUCUUCGACACCAGGAGCAGCGCUAACGUUGGGAGAUGUAGUCCAAAGCACAGCUGUUAACAGAAACACUGAGAUCUAUACUUCGCAUCCCACUUUAACGCUUUUUAAUACCAACUCUGCCAAAAAUUCACCGACUUCUUCUCCUCUUUUGUCAACAAGUGAAACCGAACUCUCAACUACAAACUCUCAAGUGCUCCAAACGCACUCUAUGUUUCUUGGCAUUUCACUUUCUACUCACACAGCCUCACCUUUGUCUUCUGUUUCCACUCAGUCCACUGCAAACACACCCAUGCCUACAACCUUUAAAACAUCAACAAUCAAACCUACAUCUUCACACACAGCUCAUACACAGAACCCCCUGCUUUUGCCAUCUUCUACUGACGCCUUAGCUACAUAUAAACAGUCCAGAGACGACAGCACUACACAAGCCUCUCCCCUCUCCAUCACAACUGUAAAACAAGAUGAUGGAUAUGGGGAAGUAGAGAGACAGGGUGAGUCUUGGCAGUGGCUCCCAAGCAGCUCAACCAAACAGACUCCCACAGCCAUCCCUCUUACAACGCCACAUGCCAUCCAGGAGAAUCUUUCAACUCUCCAAACCUCUGCUUUGAACUCCAAACCUACCUGGAGCUCCACAACCAGUCGGCCACCUAAGUUCUACAUUGUGCCAGACCAGCCUGUAGCCAUUAGAGUGGAGUCAAUUGAGCUGCUGCUGCAGAUCAUUGUCGAAGAGUCCAGAUCCGAUUUUAAGUCCAGCCUGGAAGAAGAUGCAGCUGCUUGGAUGGAGCCGUACCUUCACAGAGCCCCGGGGUUCACCAGGCUGCUGGGAGUCUGGAGCAGUGGCCAUGCGGUGCAGAGUCUGGUCCAGUUUAAAACCAGUGAGGCUCUGAAGUGGCUCAGCAUGACCGGACCGUCGUCACUGUUGGAGAGAACAGGACUCACUCAGGCUGUUCGAGAGCGGAGGAAAUUCAGAUCCUCCAAGAUCACCAACAUCACACUGGGGGGUCUGCAGGGUGAUGUGUGUGACUGGUUACUGCAGUGCCCAGCAGGAUAUAAGUGUGGGUCUCAGCCUGGCUCUUCAAACUACAGCUGUUCUUCUAUCUGCCACUCUGACCACUGCCACCACCACGGUAUCUGCACUCAUCACCCAGGCCAGUUUCCAGUUUGUCGCUGCCUUGUAGGAGAGGACUUCUGGUACAUGGGUCAGAGGUGUGACGUGAGGAUGACUCGGGCGCGGCUCGUGGGUGCAUGUCUCGCCAUCUUGCUCAUCAUGGUGACAGCGAUAGGUGUUUUGGCCUUUGUUGCAGUGCGACGCUACAAAGCUGCUCUGAUCCAGGCCAAAGUGGAUCAGACUCGGAGCAGCUAUCGCAGGUUCAACCAUUUUGAUGAGCUGUCAGGACGGUUCUGGUUGCGUUCGUGGGCAGGAUCAGCAGACUCGCUGGAUAAUCCUGCUUUCACACGCUCUGAUGAGUUAUUGCACCUGCGGGCACUCGACCGCCCCUGCUGUUACCACGACGACACGCUGUCGCUGGCAUCCACCUGCCCCAGCCAUGGCACACGCAUCAACACAAUCUACCCGCACAGCUCUCAGUAUGGUUGGAGAGGAAGCGAGGUGAGCAUGGGGGAAGGUGUGCUGGACUCAGGUAAGGCCAGUGACCUCUCCGUGUGCAGCUGGCCUGUUGAACCCAUUCAGUGGACUCCUUUCCCGAUUCUGCAGCAACUGGCUUCUCACAGGACGCCCACAGUGAGGGUGUCGAGGCCUCGGUCCUACUGUGAGGGGAUGGAGCUGGUGGACAUGAAGAGCUGGACUGCUUGAGACGCAAAAAGAAGAAACACAAAGGUCUUACACUGGUUGAUGUCACUUAACGUCAAAUCCUGUGCCUUAAAUACUGUUGUUUUGUUGAUAGAUGUAAGAGGAUAACUGUAAAUGUGUAUAUGUGUAUAUGUGUGUCUCUAUUUUUGUUAAAUUGUUGCUACAUUUUCCAGUUUUGUCUCAAAUUUGUUUCUUGUAAGCUUAUUCUGACUGCAUGAAGGACAACAGAAAAACAAAGAGGCCGUGUUAAUGUCUACACAAUGCUUUGAUGGACAUAAAUGAUACUCAGGGUAAGAAUAAUUGUAUUGUGUAUGCAUUUGUCAUUAAAAAUAUAAGUCCAA
This is a messenger RNA of Notolabrus celidotus (New Zealand spotty), 4144 nucleotides long. RefSeq names its product mucin-5AC. The coding region runs from base 330 to 3806 and encodes 1158 amino acids. The transcript has 11 exons. The record is from RefSeq and is a predicted model, not a curated record. NCBI's taxonomy places the organism in Eukaryota, Metazoa, Chordata, Actinopteri, Labriformes, Labridae.